Messenger RNA from Lampris incognitus (smalleye Pacific opah), 1777 nucleotides. It is a transcript of the gene c3h8orf82, whose product is annotated as chromosome 3 C8orf82 homolog. The transcript has 3 exons. Bases 132 to 857 code for a protein of 241 amino acids. NCBI's taxonomy places the organism in Eukaryota, Metazoa, Chordata, Actinopteri, Lampriformes, Lampridae. The record is from RefSeq and is a predicted model, not a curated record.
UUAACAGUCACCAUAACUAACCUACAGAUGUAAACAACAAUGCGAUUUGUCCAAGUUGCUAAAAAAAUGCUUAUCAUUUAUAAUUUAUAUUAACCGUUUUUUUCGACACGACACGGUGGUUUAACACAGCCAUGUUGUGCCCUUCGACUUUGGCUCUCGGCAUCAGGCUGAAAGCUCUGCGCAGCUUCACUAAGCUCUGGUCUGGGAGCUGCUGGUUACGGACCAGUGUAAGCUACACCCAAGGCCAGAUCCCAGAACCUCGCAUUCGCGAAUAUUUUUACUACGUUGACCAUCAAGGACAGCUUUUCCUCGAUGACACAAAAGUGAAGAACUUCGUCACGUGCUUCAAAGAUAAGCAGUUCCUGAUCUUCUUCUUCAAUCGUCUGCGUCUAAAUCAGAGUGGACGGUAUGAGGAUCAAUUCCCCUUCCUUUCCCUGUGUGGACGAGAGAGGAACUUCCUGCGCUGUGACGACAGACCCCUGGUCUUUACCCAUCUGCUGCAGGGGUCUUCAGGUGCAAGAGAUUUGGAGGCACCUGGAGAAACUACAGAGCUGCUAUCAUACUGUGGGGGUGGAGAAAAGCUAUCGGUGCCAUUCUGCCCAGAAGCCCUCUACAUGCACCCUGUAAGUGGGCGGGUGUACCAUCCCUGCUCAGAACGUUUUGGAAGUGUUGGCUUGGUGAGAUCAGCCCUUGCCAUUGAGCUCAGCCCCUGUUUUAUUUAUACACUGGAGCAAGGACAAUCAGGACAGCCUACGCACUUUAUUUGGAGAGGGCAACAGCACACACUCACCAAUGGAAUGGCAAGAUAUUUCCCCAAGGAAGACGGAGAUGCUGGGCAAGAGGGAGGGACUGGAUGAUGUUGACUGCAGUUUAAAGGGAUACCUUGACAUUUGAAAUGAGUCAAAUGUUAUCUUAUAUAAGGCCUAUGUCAGAGAUAGAAACUAACUACAGUGCUACUGUAUGCAGUGCUACCCAUUGUUAUCAAUCACAGGCUGGAGUAAUGUGUGCCUUGGGUUCUAGGAUGUGUCAAAGUGAGAUUGUCACAUUACCUAAAGAUGCUUACUGUUUUGGAUUACAAUACCUAAGGCUACAGUGUCAAUUUACAGGUAUUGAGCUAAAAGCUGCUUGAUAAAUGUGACACAUCUGCGACUAAACUAUAUUUAAAAACUCCCUGUCCGUUCAUUGUGGCAUUUAUAUUUCCAUUCAAGUCAAGGGACUUGGUACGAUAAAGCUAAAGAUUAUAUUGAAUCAUCUUGUGGAAAAAAUGCAAUGCAUCAUACCAGGAUCAAUAUUUGACACUGAAAUGUAUCUUGAUAAUAGUUAAUAUCUGCUCAAUUAGCAUUCUUUUGAUGAGCAUUGAAGGAUAAGCAAUUAAACUUGGACUUAAAUGUUGUCCAAAAUAAGAGUGCCACUGAAUCUCUUGUUUUGCCAUUAUGUUUUGCCGCAACCAUGACUAGAACAAGGGUUUGCAUUGUACCCCCAGUCAAUACAAAUGAGAGACCAUGUUAUAACCAUAGCCUUAAAUUUGAUCCCAGUAAAUACUGUGUCCUGUCCGUGUCCUGACUGAACAAAUACAACCUGACUUGUUUUAACGGGGUCAUGUGUAAUAUUUAGACUUCGCUAAAGCAAACUGUAACUAGUAAUAUCAGCAAGGGUUGCUGGAAGGUCCCCCCUCAUCCCCCGAAGGUCUCGGCCUGCUUUUACAGUCCUCAGAUAACUUUGCAGUGAUCACUGUAAAUGAUAUGAACCAAAGCCAAACUAAAACGGCAGACGUGCU